AUGGGAGAAACCGAUCCUAGAAAUUAUGCGUUAUCCCAACUGCAAGCACAACUCGAGCAAGAGAGAGAGGACAAGGAGAUGUUACAGCACUCUGUCUCUGACCUGAGGAGCACAUUGGCUGAUUUGGUGGAAAGACUUCACAGUGUAGAUGGAGAAGAGAACGAAUGGCGGACCAGAUUUGGGACACAGCUGGAGCUGAACGGGCAACUGGAGAAACAAAUCAGUGUCGUUCGAGAGAGACUCGAGAUCCUCCGCUGUGAUCCUGCAGAUCGAUUGGCUUCCAUUCGCUCAUAUGAUGAAAUGCCAGUGGAUAUACUUAGACAGAGGCUGAAACUGCUGACCAUGGAGAAGAGUAGCCUACAGUCUCAGCUGCUGCACCUCCAAAUGAAAACUGUGCAAGAAGGAAAGGCUUAUCAAAAGGUCUAUGUAGAGAGGCGGGCCUAUCUUGCAGAGAUCGCAAAGCUGUCCUCAACCCUAGAUGUGAACAGAAAACAUCAGAUGGUUCAAGCCCGGAGGAUGCAGGGUACAGACAAAAAGUAAAUGUUAAAAUGCACUGCAUUUCAUCACAUGACACUGUUUUGAUU
Messenger RNA from Myxocyprinus asiaticus (Chinese sucker), 584 nucleotides. It is a transcript of the gene ccdc169, whose product is annotated as coiled-coil domain containing 169. The transcript is spliced from 7 exons. The coding region runs from base 1 to 540 and encodes 179 amino acids. NCBI's taxonomy places the organism in Eukaryota, Metazoa, Chordata, Actinopteri, Cypriniformes, Catostomidae. The record is from RefSeq and is a predicted model, not a curated record.